Messenger RNA from Mastomys coucha (southern multimammate mouse), 2013 nucleotides. RefSeq names its product alpha fetoprotein (gene Afp). Gene Ontology annotation, cellular component: cytoplasm; blood microparticle. Gene Ontology annotation, molecular function: zinc ion binding; fatty acid binding. Bases 42 to 1877 code for a protein of 611 amino acids. Gene Ontology annotation, biological process: transport. The record is from RefSeq and is a predicted model, not a curated record. The transcript is spliced from 15 exons. Lineage: Eukaryota; Metazoa; Chordata; Mammalia; Rodentia; Muridae.
GCAGGGCUGUUGGCCAUAUCCCGCUUCCAGCACUGCCUGCAAUGGAGCUACCAGCAGCCAUGAAGUGGAGCAUAUCAGUUUCCUUCAUUCUCCUGCUAAGCUUUGCUGCAUCCAAAGCCGUGCACACCAAUGAGUUUGGAGUAGCUUCCACGUUAGAUUCUCCCCAGUGCUUGAACGAGAAGGAUAUACUUAACAUAGCCACCAUCACCAUUACCCAGUUCGUUCAGGAAGCUACUCAGGAGGAAGUGAACAAAAUGACUAGUGAUGUGUUGACCACAAUGAAGAAAAACACUGGCGAUGGGUGUUUAGAAAUCCAGCUAUCUGUGUUUCUGGAUGAAAUUUGUCACGAGACAGAACUCUCUAACAAGUAUGGGCUCUCAGGCUGCUGCAGCCAAAGUGGAGCAGAAAGACACCAGUGUUUGCUGGCACGCAAGAAGACUGCUCCAAACUCUGUCCCACCCUUCCAGUUUCCAGAAACUGCUGAGAGUUGUAAAGCAUAUGACGAAAACAGGGCGAUGCUCAUGAACAGGUUCAUCUAUGAAGUGUCCAGGAGGAACCCCUUCAUGUACGCCCCUGCUAUUCUGUCAUUGGCUGCUCAGUAUGACAAGGCUGUUCCAGCGUGCUGCAAAGCUGACAGCAUGGAGGAAUGCUUCCACACAAAGAGAGCAUCCAUUGCAAAGGAAUUAAGAGAAGGAAGCAUGCUAAACGAGCAUGUAUGUGCAGUGAUAAGAAAAUUUGGAUCCCGAAACCUUCAGGCCACGACCAUUAUUAGGCUAAGUCAAAAGUUUCCCGAAGCAAAUUUUACGGAGAUUCGGAAGCUGGCCCUGGAUGUGGCCCACAUCCACAAGGAGUGCUGCCAAGGAAACGCGCUUGAGUGCCUGCAGGAUGGGGAAAAAGUCAUGACAUAUAUAUGUUCUCAACAAAAUAUUCUGUCAAGCAAAAUAGCAGAGUGCUGCAAAUUACCCACGCUCGAACUCGGCUUUUGCAUAAUUCAUGCAGAAAAUGGCGUCAAACCUGAAGGUUUAACUCUAAAUCCAAGCGAAUUUUUGGGAGACAGAAAUUUUGCCCAAUUUUCUUCAGAGGAAAAAAUCAUGUUCAUGGCAAGCUUUCUUCAUGAAUAUUCAAGAACUCACCCCAACCUUCCUGACUCAGUCAUUCUAAGAAUUGCUAAAACAUACCAGGCAAUAUUGGAGAAGUGUUCCCAGUCUGGAAAUCCACCUGCAUGUCAGGACAACCUGGAAGAAGAAUUGCAGAAACAUAUCGCGGAGAGCCAGGCGCUGGCCAAACAAAGCUGUGCUCUCUACCAGAAGUUCGGAGACUACAAAUUACAAAAUCUGUUCCUCAUUGAUUACACGAGGAAAGCCCCUCAGCUGACCUCAGAGGAUCUGAUUGACCUCACCGGGAAGAUGGUGAGCAUUGCUUCCAAGUGCUGCCAGCUCAGUGAGGAGAAAUGGUCCGGUUGUGGUGAGGGAAUGGCUGACAUUUUCAUUGGACACUUGUGUAUAAGGCAUGAAACAAACCCUGUGAACUCUGGUAUCAGCCACUGCUGCAACUCCUCGUAUUCCGACAGGAGGUUGUGCAUCACCAGCUUUCUGAGGGAUGAAACCUAUGUCCCUCCACCAUUCUCUGAAGACAAAUUCAUCUUCCACAAGGAUCUGUGCCAAGCUCAGGGCAAAGCCCUACAGACCAUGAAACAAGAGCUUCUCAUUAACCUGGUGAAGCAAAAGCCUGAAAUGACAGAGGAGCAGCAUGCGACUGUCACUGCUGAUUUCUCUGGCCUUUUGGACAAGUGCUGCAAAGCCCAGGAACAGGAAGUCUGUUUCGCAGAAGAGGGUCCAAAGCUGAUUUCCAAAACUCGUGAUGCUUUGGGGGUUUAAACAUCUCCAGAAGGAAGAGUGGACAAAAAAAUGUUUUGACGCUUUGGUUUAAUUGUAACUGAUAGUACUUUAACCACAUGGUAAAGACUUCAAUGUGAGAUUUCUAUAUCUUAAGAAUAAAAACUUUUCCACUGUU